Microcebus murinus (gray mouse lemur) is the source of this 993-nucleotide messenger RNA. Lineage: Eukaryota; Metazoa; Chordata; Mammalia; Primates; Cheirogaleidae. The record is from RefSeq and is a predicted model, not a curated record.
CGGCACGCGCCCCGUGCCCUGGGACCCCCUCAGGUCCUGUUCCUCUGCGCCGACCUCGGCCUCCGCCUCCUCGCCCCGCUAAUGCCCUUCCUGGCUGAAGAGCUCUGGCAGAGGCUGCCCCCCAGGCCUGGCUGCUCCCCCACCCCCAGUGUCUCGGUUGCCCCCUACCCCAGUGCGCGAAGCUUGGAGCACUGGCGCCAGCCCGAGCUGGAGCGGCGCUUCUCCCGGGUCCAGGAGGCCGCGCAGGCGCUGAGGGCCCUCCGAGCCACGUACCAACUCACCAAGGCCCGGCCCCGAGUGCUGCUGCAGAGCUCUGAGCCUGGGGAGCAGGACCUCUUCGAGGCGUUCCUUGAGCCCCUGGGCACCCUGGGCCACUGUGGGGCCGUGGGCCUCUUACCCCCGGGUGCAGUAGCUCCCUUUGGCUGGGCCCAGGCUCCGCUAAGUGACACAGUGCAGGUCUACAUGGAGCUGCAGGGCCUGGUGGAGCCCCAGACCCAUCUGCCUCUGCUAGCCGCCCGAAGGCACAAGUUGCAGAAGCAGCUCGAUGGCCUCAUAGCCAGGACCCCACCCGAAGGGGAGGCAGAGACUCAGAGGCAGCAGAAGCUGUCUUCGCUCCAGUUGGAGCUGUCGAAACUGGACAGGGCGGCCUGGCACCUCCAGCAGCUGAUGGAUGAGUCUCCAGCCCUGGGGGCUCGAAGUGUCCCUGAGGACAAACAGAUCGGUUAGCUGUCGGGAUGCAGUGGGACAUCAGAGGCCACGUGGCCCACUGGCUUCAUUUUGUACAUGAGGAAACAGACUGGCUUGGUCUCAGUGACUGGGGUCCUGACACACUCACGUUACUGCCCAGCCUCCCUCCUGUGCGGUCCCACCGAGUUUGGGAAUGAGGAGAUUCAGAUAAACUUUAAAAAUCACAAACAUGUCUGCUUGUGGUCCUUUUAUCCCCCUUUCCCCUAGUGGUGACUUUCUGGUAUCUCAGGUGUCCCCUGAGAGCUU